CCACCCCCGUCCGCCAGUUCUUCCUUCCCCUCCCGUGCAUGAUGGAAACACCAUGGCUGCGGCGGCCCAGCUCUCCCUGACACAGUUAUCAAGUGGGAAUCCUGUGUAUGAAAAAUACUAUAGACAGGUUGAUACUGGCAAUACUGGAAGGGUAUUGGCUUCUGAUGCUGCUGUUUUCCUGAAAAAAUCAGGGCUCCCAGACUUGAUACUUGGAAAGAUUUGGGAUUUAGCUGACACAGAUGGCAAAGGUAUCCUAAACAAACAGGAAUUCUUUGUUGCUUUGCGUCUUGUGGCAUGUGCCCAGAAUGGAUUGGAGGUUUCACUGAGUAGCUUGAACCUGGCUGUUCCUCCACCAAGAUUUCAUGAUACCAAUAGUCCCUUGCUUAUCAGUGGAACCUCUGCAACUGAGCUCCCAUGGGCUGUAAAAUCUGAAGAUAAGGCCAAAUAUGAUGCAAUUUUUGACAGUUUAAGCCCAGUAAAUGGAUUUCUGUCUGGUGAUAAAGUGAAACCAGUGUUGCUCAACUCUAAGUUACCUGUGGAUAUCCUUGGAAGAGUUUGGGAGUUGAGUGAUAUUGACCAUGAUGGAAUGCUUGACAGAGAUGAGUUUGCAGUGGCCAUGUUUUUGGUAUACUGCGCACUGGAGAAAGAACCUGUGCCAAUGUCCUUGCCUCCAGCCUUGGUGCCACCUUCUAAGAGGAAAACGGUCAGUAUAUCAGGCCCUAUGUGGUUGAUCCCCACCUCAGCAUCAGCCAAGGAAUCUUACCACUCCUUACCACCUGUAGGCAUUUUACCUACCAAAGCACCAUUAAGACAGUGGGUUGUAUCACCUGCAGAAAAAGCUAAAUAUGAUGAAAUCUUCCUGAAAACUGAUAAAGAUAAUGAUGGAUUUGUGUCUGGAUUGGAAGUCCGUGAAAUCUUCCUGAAGACAGGUUUACCUUCUACUUUACUAGCCCAUAUUUGGGCAUUAUGUGACACAAAGGACUGUGGGAAGCUUUCAAAGGAUCAGUUUGCCUUAGCUUUUCACCUAAUCAAUCAGAAGUUAAUAAAGGGCGUCGAUCCUCCUCACAUUCUUACUCCUGAGAUGAUUCCACCAUCAGACAGGGCCAGUUUACAAAAGAACAUCAUAGGAUCAAGUCCUGUUGCAGAUUUCUCUGCUAUUAAGGAGCUAGAUACCCUUAACAAUGAACUAGUUGAUCUACAGAGGGAAAAGAAUAAUGUGGAACAGGACCUUAAGGAGAAAGAAGAUAUUCUUAAACAGAGAACAAGCGAGGUUCAGGAUCUUCAAGAUGAAGUCCAAAGGGAGAAUACUAAUCUGCAGAAACUACAGGCCCAGAAACAGCAAGUGCAGGAGCUCCUUGAUGGCCUGGACGAGCAGAAAGCCCAGCUGGAGGAGCAGCUCAAGGAAGUCCGAAAGAAAUGCGCUGAGGAGGCCCAGCUGAUCUCAUCCCUGAAAGCUGAGUUAACUAGUCAAGAAUCUCAGAUCUCCACUUACGAAGAAGAGCUGGCCAAAGCUAGAGAAGAGCUCAAUCGCCUACAGCAAGAAACAGCAGAACUGGAGGAGAGUGUGGAGUCAGGGAAGGCCAAGCUGGGACCUCUUCAGCAGCACCUGCAAGAUUCACAGCAGGAAGUCAGUUCAAUGCAAAUGAAACUGAUGGAGAUGAAAGAGCUGGAAAACCAUAAUAAUCAACUAAACUGGUGCAGUAGCCCACACAGCAUUCUCGUAAAUGGCGCUACAGAUUACUGCAGCCUCAGCACCAGCAGCAGUGAAACAGCCAACCUGAGCGAGCACGCCGACGGCCAGAGUGCGCUGGAGUCUGAGCCUAUACACCAGGAGUCUCCAGCAAGAAGUAGUCCUGAAAUACUGCCUUCCGGUGUUAUUGAUGAAAAUGAAAUGGUGACUGCAGCUGUUAAUGAAAAAGUUUGUCCUCAAGUCAACAGUGGCAGUCAUUCAAAAGAGGAAGAUCCUUUUACUGUAGAAUCAAGUUCACUGACAGAUCCAGUUGCAGAUACAAACUUGGAUUUUUUUCAGUCUGAUCCUUUUGUUGGCAGUGAUCCUUUCAAGGAUGAUCCUUUUGGGAAAAUUGAUCCAUUUGGAGGUGAUCCUUUCAAAGGUUCAGACCCAUUUGCAUCUGACUGUUUCUUCAAGCAGUCUUCUGCCGAUCCUUUUGCUGCUUCCAGUGCCGAUCCUUUCAGUGCAGCCAGCAAUAGCAGUAAUACAUCCGUAGAAACAUUGAAACACAAUGAUCCUUUUGCUCCUGGUGGAACGGUUGUUGUUGCAGCUAGUGAUUCAGCCACAGACCCCUUUGCUUCUGUUUUUGGAAAUGAAUCGUUUGAAGAUGGAUUUGCUGACUUCAGCACAUUGUCAAAGACAAAGGUCAACAAUGAAGAUCCUUUUAGUUCAGCUACAUCGAGCUCUGCCAGCAAUGUGGUUGUUACAAAAAAUAUGCUGGAGGAAGCACCAGUCAAAAAUGAAGAUGUACCCCCUGCACUGCCACCAAAGAUCGGAACUCCAACAAGACCUUGCCCACUGCCACCUGGAAAAAGACCUAUCAACAAAUUGGAUUCUUCCGAUCCCUUUAAACUGAAUGAUCCAUUUCAGCCUUUCCCAGUCAAUGAUAGCCCCAAAGAAAAAGAUCCUGAUAUGUUUUGCGAUCCAUUUACUUCUACUACUACUACCACUACCAAUAAAGAGGCUGACCCAAGCAAUUUUGCUAACUUCAGUGCUUAUCCCUCUGAAGAAGACAUGAUUGAAUGGGCCAAGAGGGAAAGCGAGAGAGAGGAAGAGCAGAGGCUUGCCAGACUGACUCAGCAAGAGCAAGAAGACUUAGAACUGGCAAUUGCACUCAGCAAAUCUGAGAUUUCAGAAGCAUGAAGAAUUCUCCUCUCCUUUGUCAACCAUGUAAUGCUCUUCUUCUUGAAUGCUGAAGCUAUUUACAGUGUAUAUCAAAACUACCAUAAGCAUGGGGAUACAAAAGGUUUGAGGUUCCUGUAAAUGUGACAAAAGUUUGUUUUUUUAAAAAAAUUCAUUUCAGAUUUGUCUUCCCCCACCCCUUCCCCGUAAAAGCAGUAGCCGAGUCAGACAGCUUCACCUACGUCCCUGUUCUGGUGUGCAUUUACUGUGAGCUUUUGCCUGCCUCUGCUACUUCUACGUGUUAAAACCAGAGCACCCAAGCUUCUGCUUUCUGGAAUAUAGAAAAAUAGCUUCACCCCUGUGCUACCCUUGUUCUCUAGUUACUCUGCUGAUAGCCAGUGGGGUCCUUAAAAGUUACAGUAUUCUCUCCUGAUUUGGAUGGAUGAGGGAGGAGAAGGGAUAGACCAUCCUAUUUCUUUUAUGAUAGUAAAGAUUAACUAAAGUGCGUGUUUGUAUUUCCAUAGAAUCAAAAAACUGUUUUUUUAAUAGACAAGGAAAAAUAUUUUGCAUAAAGUGACUCCAUUAUUGAAAAAGGGAUGCUUUAGAUUGAACCAUUACAGCUUCAGACUGAAUUUAAAGAAUUUUAGAUAAACAGAUACCUCUCCAGAAUUUUAAGUGCUAGACAAUGGAGAAAAUUUAUCCCCUAGAAUAUACCCAUCAGCACAAGGUGAGCAAACAUCAGAGUGUGGCAGUUGUUCUGCCUUUGCUGUGGCACUGUCCUCGGCGGUUCGUGGUAGGUUAUUUUUGUACUUUUGCAGAAGAGACUUUAGCAGGCUAGAACUGGAAGGUACUUUAAUUUUUUGUAUAUAUAUUUUUGUUUUCUUUAAUGAAGGCUCAGUUACUUGAAAUGUAAAACUUCACUGAAUACAAAUGAAAAAAGUAACAUGUAUUAAAUCAUACUGCUUUUUGUACAUCUUUGUGGUUUAAAAUAGUUUAUUCUCUUCAUGUUUUUUGCCUAUGAAAUCGGCAGUCUGGCUAAAAAAAAUCUUGUUUUUUUAAUAAUUGGGAGAUAAGAGACCUGCCAAAUUAUUAAAACUCUUCAUGUGUUAAAAGCCUAUCUUCUGUAAAACUGACCUAGCAGACAAGCUGAAUUUGAAAUAGGCUGUAAGGUGUAAUCUUAAUAUUUUUUAACAUCAGUUACUGACUUAGGUAAUGUAUUGAAUACUUAUUUACCAAGAUAAAGAAAAACGCACUUAAAACUAAUUAAAAGUCUCUCUCGUCAUCAAGUCAAAGUUGUAUUAAUCUGUGUUAAUCAGUAACUUACUGCCGAGCCUAUGAAUAAAUUCCAAAACAUCCAGUUCAUUUCAUCUUGAAA
Messenger RNA from Pteronotus mesoamericanus, 4226 nucleotides. RefSeq names its product epidermal growth factor receptor pathway substrate 15 (gene EPS15). The record is from RefSeq and is a predicted model, not a curated record. Gene Ontology annotation, cellular component: cytoplasm; clathrin coat of coated pit; plasma membrane. Lineage: Eukaryota; Metazoa; Chordata; Mammalia; Chiroptera; Mormoopidae. Gene Ontology annotation, molecular function: calcium ion binding; cadherin binding. Gene Ontology annotation, biological process: endocytosis; endosomal transport. The transcript is spliced from 25 exons. Bases 53 to 2872 code for a protein of 939 amino acids.